Aethina tumida (small hive beetle) is the source of this 1586-nucleotide messenger RNA. RefSeq names its product probable flavin-containing monoamine oxidase A. The transcript is spliced from 10 exons. The record is from RefSeq and is a predicted model, not a curated record. Gene Ontology annotation, molecular function: oxidoreductase activity. Bases 1 to 1527 code for a protein of 508 amino acids. Lineage: Eukaryota; Metazoa; Arthropoda; Insecta; Coleoptera; Nitidulidae.
AUGUACCAAACAAUAGAUUAUGAUGUUGUUAUUAUCGGAGGAGGUUUAUCCGGUAUAACAGCCGCAUUUACUCUUCUAGAAAAAGUCCCCUCAUUAAACGUCCUGAUAUUAGAGGCGAAAGACAACAUUGGAGGUCGAACUCAGAAUGUUAAUUUGCAAGUGAAAAACGGUGAAUUGGCUAGUUUUGAUUUGGGUUGGAGGUGGAUUGAAAGCGAUCACAAAUCUUUAAAAAUCCUCGUUGAUAAACUCGGUUUACAAUUAGUAUCAGUGGACAAAAUAGGCACAAGUGUGAUACAAUACAAAACAUAUUACAUACAGGAGCAUCAUAAAUAUUUGCACAAGUUUUUGAAUGAGUUGGAACGACACGAAUUGAGUCAAUUUGUGACUAAAGUUGAUUAUUUAUGUCAACAAUUAAUUCAGAAAAUUCGCUUAGAGGAAUUUGAUAUUAUUACAACUGGAGCGUUCAUAGAAACACAUAUUAAAAAUGAAGCAGUUAAAGCGGUACUUCAUCAAAUGAUUUUAAGUCAUUUUGGUAUAUCCCCUGAAAAUUUACAACUGGUAACUUAUUUGUUUUUCUGCUGUUAUAUAAAACCGAUAAAUAAGCAACUAUUGAACACAAAGAAAGAAUUCAUUAAAGGUGGUUGCCACAGUAUUUGUGAGUCAAUAAUUAGUAUAAUCGGUCACAAUUGCGUAAAAACAGUAUCAAAAGUUGUAUCACUUAUUCAAAAUGAAGAAUAUGUUAAAGUUAUUACACAGUCUGAAAAAUAUGUAACCAGGCAUGUAAUUAUUGCUGUGCCUCCAAAAGAUUUUUUAAACAUAAAAAUUUACCCAAUUUUGCCUAUAAGAAAAGUUGCAUCAGUGCGAAAUACUAUAUGUGGUCCGAUUACAAACUUCAUAAUCACAUAUCCAAAUGCUUUUUGGUCAGAACGUGGUUUUUGCGGGGAUUACUUCAACUUCGAUCGUGAAUCUUGUAUAAACGCUUGUUUCAAUGUUACAGUAGAUGGGAAAGCGGCUCUUUUCGGACAGAUUUUCGGCAAUAAAGUUUACGAACAAACCGAAGGCACACGCACUAAUUAUAGGUAUAAGCACAUCGUGCUUCAGCAACUGGCACACGUGUUCGGUCGUGCUGCUAAAACACCCAUUGAUUACUGCGAGAAAACUUGGAACGGGACAGACGACUGUUUAAUUUAUACAUGGGGCGUCAAAACUGAGGAAUGUAUUGAAGUUAUACAAAAUACUAAUUUCGACAGAAUCCAUUUUUGUGGGGCAGAAGCUUCAGUAAAGUGGUAUAGUACCAUGAACGGUGCAGUUGAAACAGGAAUAAGAACCGCGCAACAAAUUUUAUAUCUGUUAAGACCCAAUGCUUUAACAUUACUAGAAAUUCAUGAGUUCUGUGCUGCUAUUCCUUUGGAGGUUAUUAUAAAACCGGCUGGUGGAUGGUUUUGGGUGAAUUGGAAAGUUGUAAUUCCUUUAGCUUUAAUUGGUAUUAUUGGUAUUGUUUAUAAAAUAAAAUACCAAGAAGAAUGAAGUAAUGACUAUUGUAUUUAGGUAUACAUAUUUUCUUUAAUUAUUAUACAUUUGUCACA